Molecule: messenger RNA, 1775 nt
Organism: Drosophila persimilis
Lineage: Eukaryota; Metazoa; Arthropoda; Insecta; Diptera; Drosophilidae
Gene: Dus1
Product: tRNA-dihydrouridine(16/17) synthase [NAD(P)(+)]-like
Exons: 5
Coding region: 69-1592 (507 amino acids)
Biological process (GO): tRNA processing
Molecular function (GO): flavin adenine dinucleotide binding; tRNA dihydrouridine synthase activity
Source: RefSeq, a predicted model, not a curated record
UUUAGUGCACAACUUAUAUUAGAUUAGACAGUUAGAUCGGUGAGAUAAGUUUACAACUGCAUUAAACGAUGGUCAACGAUGAGGGAGGCGAGACAGAGAGUAGCAAACUGUUAGGGUAUGACUUCUAUCGCCGUACUCUGGGAUCCCCGCGGUAUGUGGUGGCGCCCAUGGUGGACCAAAGCGAGCUGGCCUGGCGCAUGCUCUGCCGUCGCUAUGGAGCCGAACUCUGCUACUCGCCCAUGUACCAUGCCAAUUUGUUCGCCCACGAUCCCAAGUAUCGCAAGGAUGCACUGCAAACGUGUCCAGAGGAUAGGCCGCUGAUCAUUCAGUUUUGCGGGAAUGAUGCUCAACAGAUACUGGAUGCUGCGCUGUUGGCGCAGGAUCAUUGCGAUGCGGUGGACAUAAAUCUGGGGUGUCCACAGGCAAUCGCCAAGAGGGGACACUAUGGCUCAUUUCUGCAGGACGAAUGGGAGUUACUGACGGAUAUUGUCAGGACGCUGCACGAAAAGCUAUCCGUUCCGGUAACCUGCAAAAUCCGCAUCUUCGAGGAUCGAGAGAAAACCUUACGAUAUGCCAAAAUGCUGGAGGCUGCCGGCUGUCAGCUCCUCACCGUUCAUGGCCGGACCAGAGAGCAGAAGGGGCCCCUGACAGGUGUGGCCGAUUGGAGUUACAUACAGGAGGUGCGACAGCACCUGAAAAUACCCAUGUUCGCCAAUGGCAAUAUACUGGGACUGGAGGAUGUCCACCGGUGUCUGGACGAGACGGGCGUGGAUGGUGUGAUGACUGCCGAGGGUAAUCUACAUAAUCCGGCCAUCUUUCAAGGCCUAGCACCGCCCGUCUGGCAAGUGGCCAAAGAGUACUUAGAAUUUGUGGAUCUGUAUCCCUGUCCCAGCUCUUAUAUCAGAGGACACCUCUUCAAGCUCUUCCAUCACAUCAUGAAUAUACGACAGAAUUCAGAGCUUAGGGACACGCUGGCUACUUCGAACCAGUUAGUGCAGUUCCAAGCGGUUGUGGACAAGGUCCAGGCCAAAUAUGAGCCCUAUCAUAAGAAGGAAGUGGAGUAUUUACCGGAGGAAAUGGAUGCCGCCAUUAGUACAGAUAAGCUCGAGCUUUCGCCCUGGCUCUGCCAGCCGUACAUACGCGCCUCCCCCGAAUCCCAUCGUCAGAAAAUUGCCGAAAAAGAGCUGGCAGCCAUUGAUCCGAAUCGCGCAAAGCGUCAAUACUUUGACAAAGAUGGCAAUGAAAUCUCCCGGAAACGCAUGAAGAAGCUGCGAAGACGCCAGCGGCGACCCAAUAAAACCGAGGACCAGGUCCACCAACGUCAUGAACGGCGACUUCAAUACUGCACAAUAUGCGCCAAUCCGCAGGGAUCAAAGUGUGAAUUCAAUCUAUGCCGCGUGUGCUGCAAGGACAAGUGCUAUGGCGAGGACUGCGACUGUCGCGGCCAUGGUAUACUAAUCAAAUCGAGACGAGCCAAGGCCAAAAAGUACCAGGAACAUUCCCAAAUAGAGGAGAACAACGAUUCCGGCGUCCGAACUGAGAAUCUGGUUAGUGAUCCUGUGCCGCCUGUCGUGGCAGGGAAUGUUCCCUGAUGUUCGUUCGGUUUAAGUGAAUUUGUGCAGGAAAUGACUAUUCUAAUUGUUCCUAUGUCGACUUAUAUAAGAAUGUAGAUAUUUUUGCGUGUUAAAUAUCGAACUUUAAUUGUUACUUACAAUGCAAAAGCAUUUUCAUGGACGGUUCCGUCAAGGCCAAUAAAUUAAAAGUUUCAAAUCACA